CAUCGUUCUGAACAAGUUUCUAAUUAUUCGAGUAGCUUUCAUCUUUCUCCGCUGUUCCCCUCCGAUGCUAAACCUCAUUCCGACAGCUAUGAUAUUGAGCUUGUUGACCAUGAUGCAUGGCGGGUUUCAUCGGGUUUGGCACUAGCAGGGCGAGGAACGGAGGGGACUGCAUCGGAAUCCAGUUACUUAUCGGAGGAAGUGGUUGAUGAACCGGUUGAUAAUUGCUCUCUACCUGUCGAGGAUGACCCGGAUUUUGAUGACAUUGAUAAUAUGAGGAUUCGAGGCAGUCUUUUCUAUAAACUCGACCGCGAUUCCAAAGAGUUUGAAGAGUAUAAUUUCGACUUUCAUCGUAGAAAGAAGUCUUCUAAGCAGAAGGAUGAUCCAAAGGAAAUUAAAAGGAAGAGUAAUGAGCUCAAAGAAAGCAAAACAGACAGCCCAAUUCGGGAUUUAUUCUCUAGAAGUGAGAAACAAGGUAGAAUUGCCAACAAUUCUCAGCUUGAUGAAAUGGACACUGCUUGUGUUGGGAAGAAGAAGCUGAGGACUCCGACUUAUAACCAGCUAACAGGUCCUUUCCAUGAGCCGUUUUGCCUGGACAUUUACAUAUCGAAGGCGUCUGUUCGUGCUUGCAUUAUUCACCGAGUGACCAGUAAGGUUGUUUCUGUGGCCCAUUCCAUAUCAAAAGACAUGAAAUUUGACCUUGGUUCGACUAGGAACGCAGCUGCUUGUGCUGCUGUUGGGGCAGUUCUGGCUCAGAGGGCAUUGGCUGAUGAUAUCCACGAUGUGAUUUACACACCAAGGAAAGGGGAGAGAUUGGAAGGCAAGCUUCAAAUUGUGCUUCAGUCUAUCAUUGAUAAUGGCAUUAAUGUGAAGGUAAAGUUAAAGCAAAUAACAAGGAAGAAACCCAGUUCCUCAUAUUCAGCUUAGGAGCACAUGGUGUGCUAUUCUGAUGAAGCCAAUCUUGCUACAAUAAGAUCCGUAUGUUUCAUUUGAAAAGAAGAAAAAAAUCCAUGUUUGUGAUUUCUACAUGGCUGGAUGUUCUGAGCUGUUAAGGUGGUGAAUUCAAUUCAUUUUAUGAGAUAUAAAAGCUGGCUUAGCCAAUUCAACAACAAAAGUUCUCUGAUUUGAAAUGACUUUCCGGGGAGCUCAGCAAUCAGCCUGGUGGUGUAAGAUACAGGUAAACAGGGCACUUUAUCGUGUUCAUUGCAGGCACUUAAUUCCCUAGCAUUGUUAAUACAAAUUUAGGAUCAUCUUGCCAUAUCUCUUGUGGAACUAUUGGUCUAAAUUUCCUUCUUUGUAAUCUAUAAAUUAUAAUAAUUAUUUUUUCUUUCUCUUUC
This is a messenger RNA of Prunus avium (sweet cherry), 1334 nucleotides long. Its product is annotated as Ribosomal L18p/L5e family protein. Gene Ontology annotation, molecular function: 5S rRNA binding; structural constituent of ribosome. NCBI's taxonomy places the organism in Eukaryota, Viridiplantae, Streptophyta, Magnoliopsida, Rosales, Rosaceae. Gene Ontology annotation, biological process: translation. The record is from RefSeq and is a predicted model, not a curated record. Gene Ontology annotation, cellular component: ribosome.